This is a messenger RNA of Orcinus orca (killer whale), 14695 nucleotides long. RefSeq names its product chromosome 12 C6orf163 homolog (gene C12H6orf163). The coding region runs from base 2928 to 3917 and encodes 329 amino acids. NCBI's taxonomy places the organism in Eukaryota, Metazoa, Chordata, Mammalia, Artiodactyla, Delphinidae. The record is from RefSeq and is a predicted model, not a curated record. The transcript is spliced from 8 exons.
UUGUAAAUUAUCGUAAAGCCUGCAGUUAAAAACAAAUAGUUUUUACAGAGUCACAGAUGGGUCUUAUAUUUCGAUUUUCCAUUUCAGCUAAUUUUGGUCCAGAAUUUUAAUUGAAAAGAUACUCCCAUUCAACUACUAAAAUAAAGAUUAAAUGAGAGAAUAACCCAAAGUAAUUGGAGUUUUUCUUUUUUUAAAAAGAAAGUAUGUUAUACUGAGUAUGAUGUUUUUAUUUGACUACAACCAUUAUCUGUUUUGGUUUUUGUAAAUGUUACAGUGAUAUUAUAAAUGUAGACCAAAUGUUCUUACAGUUAUUUAAAAACUAGAACUACUCAAUAGAUAAGAAAAGAAGGUCUACUUUUAAAAUAACCAUAAGAACAUGGGUUUACCUUAUAUAUAUAUACCUUUCUGAUGAGUGUUCUAGACCUGUUUCAUUUCUAGAUAUUUACCGCAUUCUCCAAAUCAUUGGAAUUGGAGCUCAGUAAUAAAUCUCACCUCUGAAAUUUUGUUUCAUUUAUUAUUAACAAGUAAAAUAAUUGCAUAGGCAGAGUUUAUCAUCAUAAUGUAAUAUUUAAUUUCCAGUGCUUUAUUGUGGUUUUGCAAGAUACAUGAAAAUGUAAUUAUGUCUGAUUUGUAAAUAUUAAAGAGCUUAGCUAAUUAUCUACAUGCAACUAAAUUAAGUCUUUACUACUGAGCCCUAAAUAUUUCUUUGCUAGGUGUCUCUGUAUAGUACACUUAAAGUAGUUUAAAAUGCACUUAGGAGGUAUAAAAUGCCUUUUAAUUUAAAGUAUUAUCUUCUGCUGUUGGUUAUUAAAGAACUAGAGUUCUUCUGUUUUCAACUUACGCAUUUAAUGUCACAUCAUUGUCUUUAGAGUUCUUCUAGUAGUCAACAAAAUAAGUUGCUAUUUGGUGAGGGAGUUAUUAGUUAGGUGAGCUAUCAGGAGAUAUUGCAGCAAAGAAGGGCAUCCAGAACUGGACAGAGGGCGGCCUUAAGCCAUGUGACGUGUGUGAAUGAACCAGGGUAGCAGUAGAUUCCGCAAGGCACACAGCUGUGAAAAGUAGUGCAAGGGAAGAAACCCAUUGAAUUUUAGGAGCAAGUAACUGUGAUACUAUUUACAGGGUGGUUACAAGUUCUGUAGCACAGUCUUUCUGUGUGCAGUGUCAAAGGCUGCCUGGCUGUGUGUUGAUGUUUUCAUUCCUUCUCUAAAGGAAAAUGCCACUUUGACAGAGUCAGUUGUCUAAGGAGGGAAUGCUCAGGGCAAGAUAAUUACAGCCUUUUGUAGUCUGGGUUCAAGUGGUAGGAGGAAUGUUUUCCAGUGCAGGAAUCUGAUUGAGAUUGGGCAAACUCAGUAACAUAAGAGAUUCAGUCUUGAAGCAAGUCUUGGUAAGUGAACCUUUGAUAAGGUGUAAGCGACCUCUUUGCCCAGGGAAGCAGUCUCUUCUGAUAGAAGAGCUAUUUGCCCAGAGGAGCGAGCAGUUCAACUGACAAGUUGAUAAGAAUUUCCUGACGUAAACAGUGAAGUUACUUAUUAUUUUAUACCCUUAUCGGGUGACCAAUCUGUCCCAGUUUGCCAGGCAUCAAGGGGGUUCUUGAGAUGUAGGACUUUCCAUUUUAAAACAAGGACAACAAAUUAGUUAACUCUGAUUUUUAAAACCAAGCUUAGUAAUUUUGAGUGCUUGCUUAAUGAAAGUAAAUUUUCCUUUAAGACACUUGUGAUAUUUCCCAGUUUUAUUGCCAUGGCACAAAAACAUAUUUAUAGAUAACCUGAAAAAAAUUAAACUCCCUCCUUUUCUGGCCUAAAAAAUCACUUCUUUUUUUUAAAUUUUUUUUUGGUACGCGGGCCUCUCCCGCUGCCGAGCACAGGCUCUGGACGCGCAGGCUCAGCGGCCAUGGCUCACGGGCCCAGCCGCUCUGCGGCACGUGGGAUCUUCCCGGAACGGGGCACGAACCUGUGUCCCCUGAGUCGGCAGGCGGACUCUCAACCGCUGUGCCACCAGGGAAGCCCCAAAAGUCAAUUCUUUAAAACAAACCAUUUAACAGAAAGUAUAGCAGGCUGAAUAAUACUCCUUUUCCCCCAGCGACCCCAGAGAUGUUUGGAUACUAAUCCCUAGAACCUGUGAAUAUGUUCCAUUAUAUGGCAGAAGGGUCUUGACAGAUGUGAUUAAGUUCAGGAUUUUGAGAUGGGGAAAUUAUCCUUUAUUAUCUGGGUGGACUUGAUAGAAUCACAGAAGUCCUUAUAAGAGGGAGGCAGAUGAUCAGAGGGAGAAGCAAUGUCACCCUGAAAACAGGAAGAGAAAAGGCUAUAUUGAUGUGAGUCCAUGGGCCAAGGAACGUGGGUGGCCUCUGGAAGCUGGAAAAGGCAAGGAAACAGAUUCUCCCCUAAAGCCUCCAGAAGGACCGGUGCUGCUAACAUCUUAAUUUUAGCCCCAUAAGACUCAUUUUGGACUUCUGACCUCCGGAAGUGCAAGAGAAUAAAUUUGUGUGGUUUUAAGCUACUAAAUAUGUGGUAAUUUGUUACAACCCCAGAAGGAAACUAAUACAGAAGGUAUCUGGGAAAUGAACAGCUGUACCAUGUUCCCUUUAGUCAUUAUUUCUAGUCGCUUUUAUGAGCAAAGCUUGUCUUACCUAGCAACAGUUGCUAAGUAAGUUAACAGUUUAAUCUAGAGUCUAGGAGGGAGCAACUGCUUAAAUCUUCCCAAAUCCAGUACCCAGACCUUAUAAUGGCAGAGGCUUUCAUUACCAUUCUUUACCAUUAGGCACAUAACCACUACCUAAUCAUGGCAAAUCAUUUAAUCCUUGCAGGCCUCUAGCAUUAUCUUCAAACCUUGAACCUCUUCCAGCUUUCUCAAACAUCUAGCUUUUCUUAAAAUUACUUUUUCUGAUCCUAAAAGAGUGUUUUGGCUGUACGUAGUAAAAGACAAAUUUAAUUAUGAUCAGAAAUCCGAAUUACACAAACUUUGUUUGCUGUGCUGUAUGUAAUAAGAUAAUUCCACCAGCCCCCUUUGGGAAAAUCUUCAAACAGAUCCAUGAGUACAAGCCAUUUAAGACACGCUUUUACACUCACAAAGAUAUACUGGAUAUUGGGACAGAUAUUCUGAAUAAAGGAGAGCAGUUUCAAGAAGCUUUACUCAAAGAACGUAUUGCAAAAGCAGAAGCUGCCGUAUGGGCUAAGGCAGAUGAACGCCAAAGAGAAGCAGUGAAGAAAGCCCUUGAAGAAGCAAAUGACAUGCACAAAAUGAAAAUCCAGAUUCUGAAAGAGGAACAUCAAAAAGAUUUACAGGAAAUGGUAUCUAAGACCAAGAUGGAGUUGCAUCAAAACAUGGAGCAAGAACUGCAGCGAGAACGCCUGGCUGCCGAGCAACGCAUGGUCCGCAAGAUCCAGAGGAUCAUGAUGGAGUGCCACCAGGAGAAAGUCCAGGCUGUGGAGGAAGCCCGGGCCCAGGAGAGGCACAUAGCCCAGGAGGAGAUCCAGGCCCAGAGAAGAAAGGCCAUGGAGGAACUUUUGAGAGCUGGUGUCACAGUUAUGAAGGAUCAAGAGAACAGUGUGAGCCAACUGAUAAAGGAAAAAGAACAUAAAAUGAGCGUCUACUAUUGCAUGGCUCAGAAACAGAAGCAAGAAGAGGUUCAGAAAGUGCUUCAAGAAGCGGAGAAAACACAUCAGGCCACGCUUAGAAAUGUGAUGGACAAACUGCUUAACACUCAGCGGGAGCUGCUGUCUAUGGCGAAGCAACUGGAAAUCAUGACAAAUUGGAAAGAUUUCCUGGAGGAGGAGUUACAGGAAACCAGGGUAGCGUUUCAAAAAUACAUCAAUUAUACGUUUCCGCAGCUCUCACCGGGACAUGCAGAUUUUAUUCUGCCAGAAAGAAAGAAAAUGCCUUCCGGUCUUAUUACUCUGGAGAGCCAAGCAACUCUUGAUUAGAAGUCUUCAUCUGAAAUGGCACUACAAAAGACAUUGUUCUAAAGACUAAAUAAAUCCACUCAAAAACCAUUUAUUGAUCCCCGGUUAUGUGCAGCGGACUAGUGAGCUGUGAGCAUUUUGAUGGAAAACCAAAAUAUGCAAAAGCACAUUCCAGGCUACGAUGAGGUUCCAAGUCUGAUGGAGGAGAGAUAACAGUGAGAGGGGUCAAAACUGACUAGGAGGGAAAAAGAUUUCUUGGAAGAAGUCUAAACAUACUUCUGUAUCUGGCUUUACUCACGUUUACAUCAGACAUUUAACUAUUUUAGUAUUUGUUGCAGUUAAAAAACAGUAAAGGGACAUGUUCUUAGAUGGUUUCCGUUGUGGAGAGGUGUGUCUAGUAAUCCAGUAUGUCUAGUAAUCUAGUCUAAAGAUUAUUAUUUUGUGAACUGCAAUAGCUUUGUAGGAAAAAAAAGCAGUGUUUCUCAGAUUCAAUAGGAUAAAACUUAAAUUCUGGGAAGCCUAUAUAAAAUAAUUCAGAAAGGACUCUCUUAUAUUUGCCAUUUGUGAAAGAAAAAUAUGUCUUUAGAGGUCAGAUUCCUUGCCUCAGGGAUGGGGAGUCCCCUUAUGUUUAUACCCAAGCCCAGGAGUGCUUGGAACUCAUCUCCUUUAGGUCAAAAUGCAGAAAAGCAUUCUGUACCGCAAUGCUCAGGACCAACAAAUGUCAACAUCUACUGAAUUAAACUGGAAGAAAACCCAAGCCAUAAAGACUGCUCCAAAAAAAUCUAUCCACUUUAAUGUAGCAUCCUUAAAUUAUUAAUCACCAACUUAUAUUGGUGGCUUUAAAAUUCAGUACCUGGAAAGCCGUUUUCAGUAAAUUAAAAAGUGCUAUUGUCAAGCAGGCCUUAGGUGGAUUUGUUUACAUUGACUGGUCUGGGAUUUCCUCAUGAUAAAAGUAGUGAUGUGUUUACAACUGCAUAAUGGACUACACUCUCCUAGUGCUUAGCUUCCUGAUUCUGCAGGACUACUGCGGUCCAUACUAAUCGAUUGCCUAGGGGCUGGAAGUCAGAACGUUUAUACAGUACUGUACACUGCCUUUUCCAGCACGUUCUUCUCAUAGCAGUCAAUGGGAUAGGCAGGACAGGGGUGGUGGUUAGCCCAUUUUGACAAAUGAUAACAUGAAAACUACUAUGUACGUAUUUACAUGCGUGAAGUACUUUUUUUAAGUUGAAGUAUAGUUGAUUUACAAUAUUGUGUUAGUUUCAGGUAUACAGCAAAGUGAUUCAGUUAUAUAUAUAUAUUUUUUCAGAUUAUUUUCCAUUAUAGGUUUUUACAUGAUAUUGAAUACAGUUCCUGAGCUAUAUGGUAACUCCUUAUUGUUUAUUUUAUAUACAGUAGUGUGUAUAUGUUAAUCCCAUACUCCUAAUUUAUCCCUCCCCCCACCUCUUUCCCCUUUGGUAACCAUAAGUUUGUUUUCUAUGUGAGUCUGUUUCUGUUUUGUAUAUAGCUUCAUUUGUAUUAUUUUUUAGAUUCCACAUAUAAGUGAUAUCAUAUAAUAUUUGUCUUUCUCUGUCUGACUUACUUCACUCAGUGUGAUAUUCUCUAGGUCCAUCCAUGUUGCUGCAAAUGGCAAUAUUUCAUUCUUUUUAUGGCUGAGUAAUAUUCCAUUGUGUAUAUACCACAUCUUCUUAAACCAAUUGUCUGUUGAUGGGCACUUGGGUUGUUUCCAUGUCUUGGCUAUUGUAAAUAGUGCUGCAAUGAACAUUGGGAUGCAUGUAUCUUUUCAAAUUAGGCUUUUCAUCUUUUCCAGUUAUAUGCCCAGGAAUGGAAUUGCUGGAUCAUAUGGUGAUUGUAUUUUUAGUUUUUUAAGGAACCUCCAUACUGUUUCCAUAGUGGCUGCAUCAAUUUACAUUCCCAACAGUGUAGGAGGGUUUCCUUUUCUCUACAUGGGAAGCACUUUAAAAACCUUAAUAUUUAAUACAAUGACUUUUGAAAGUAAUUAUAACUGCCCCCAAUUUAUAGGGAGGGAAACCGAGACUCAGGGAGAUUAAGUAACUUUCUCCAGGGCACACAGCUAGUGACAGAGAGGGAAUUCAAAAUAUCACAAGGCACAGGCAGAUGGUUACAUGAGAGAGACCUGGGUUUUGCAGACUUGAAUAGAUAAGAACAGCAGCUGGCACUGGGGAGUGCUAGUAUGCGCCAGCCAUGCGUACACAAGUGGACUCAUUCAUGUUUGCAGCAGGCUGUGAAAGGUAGGAACCAUUAACACAGGUACAGACAGGUCAAGUCACUUUCUCAAUGUCAUACAGCGAGGAAGGGUCAGAGUCAUUUUCAAAUCCACAGAGUCAGUCUUCAGCCCACGCCUUCCGUCAUUAUUUUUGUUCAGAUGUAAAGGCCUUGGUGCCUGGUUGGUUGACUCUGCAGGUGUGUGUCUUCGUGGCUUCUCUAAUGAGGGCUGGAAGGACGUGGUCUGUCCUCUAUGUCAGGCAUCGUUUUUGUCCCUUCUAGAAGUGAAAGGAAGUUGUACCUAGGAUUUUGUGUCUGAGUUAUUGGAGUCAUUCACCAGAUUCGCAGCUGAGCACAAGGAAGGAAAGCAGAAGGAAAGCAUCUUCUGAAGACAUUCACUUCAUGGCCACAGUGAAGGUGUGUCUUUUGGUAUCAGUGAUACAGUGCGUAACAUAAAAAGAAAGCAGGCGACUUACUUUUGGUUUGGAAAAAGGAAUCUAGUUUCUCAGGCUUCAACCAGAUUGGAAUAAAUUAUCCGUGUUUUUAGUAUUUUCCUUGUUUAUAUUGAUACUUCACCCUCAGCUCCCACCCCAAUCCCAACCGUUAGCUCCCUUAGGGUUUUUAAAGUAAUGUGGAUGCUUCCAAUAAGGGCAGAGUUAGAGAUCUUGUUACUGUCCUGAUCCCAGCUUGACCUGCCCACCAGAGGACUCCUCCCUCCGCUUCCCCACAGUGCUAUUCAGCCCUCCUGUUGUAGGGGUGAUCACAGGGGGUUCUGUCAGGUCAGAUUGACCUGAUCCCAGAACCCCACUUGCUUUUCGCCUUGGAGCCUGGAGUCAGCACGAACCACGGAGGGGAGGGGACCUCUUCUGUCCUCUGUUCUCAUUCUGCUCUGCCUGCCCCAAGGCCAAUUUGAAGAAACGGUAUCUUUACUCUUACCCAAAUCCUUCACCUUGAUCACUUCAAGGCACAGUUCUUUCUAGCUUGAAUGUCUCCAAGAUGAUAUACCCCUGAGAAUUAAAGUUCAAAGUGAAUGGCUAAUCUGCUCUAAAAGGCAGAAAAAGCUGAUAGUAAACUAAAAAUGAGACCUCCCUCGUAUUUCCACAAUCCCAUCUACGGAACCUCUCAGCAGUUUCUUUUAUUUUUUAUUUUUUAUUUUUUAAAUAAAUUUAUUUAUUUAUUUAUUUUUGGCUGCAUUGGGUCUUCGUUGCUGCGCACAGGCUUUCUCUAGUUGCGGUGAGGGGGGCUACUCUUUGUUGCGAUGCACGGGCUUCUCAUUGCAGUGGUUUCACUUGUUGCGGAGUGCAAGCUCUAGGCGCAUAGGCUCAGUAGUUGUGGCUCGCCGGCCCUAGAACUCAGGCUCAGUAGUUGUGGCGCAUGGGCUUAGUUGCUCCGUGGCAUGUGGGGUCUUCCCGGACCAGGGCUCGAACCAGUGUCCCCUGCAUUGGCAGGCGGAUUCUUAACCACUCCGCCACCAGGGAAGCCCUCAGCAGUCUCUUGUUUCCAUGACACUGAUAAGGAUGAUCCUUGUGGAUAAAAAAAAGAAACAAUGGAAAAUACAGCAACAACCACUGACUGAGCAUCUGCUAUGUAUCAGCUAUGGCACUAAAUUCCUUACUAAACCUUGUCUUACUGAAAUCUCACAGCAACCCUGUAAGAUGCCUCCUAUUACUCCCAUUUUGAAAAUUAGGAAACUGAGGCUCAGAGAAGGAAAGUCACUUGUUGAAAAAUGACAAAUUGUUUGACUGCAGAGCCAUGUGUUUUCCACAGUUACAGCACAGAGCCUAAUUUAGUGCCUGUGUAAACACUGAGUAGGCGUCAGGGGUGCACUGCUUUCAAAACACAUUGGAAUUGUAGCGGGCAAGUCUGAAUUACUGUGCAGUACCCUUGCUCUUCCAGUGGGCAUGGGCUGGGAGCCAAGAAUUGAUCAGCCUUCCCUGAAUGUGCUUGAGGAACCCUCCUGAUGCGGAGCCCAGGGAAGAAUUUAUGGAGGGGCAUAACCCAGAGCUCCCUCUCACCACGCAGGUGUCAAGAAGGGCAGAGUCCCUGGCGGGUUCUGGAGACAGAAGCUCAAAGGUGAGAAUUGUAAUGUCAAGUGAAAAAUUGAAAGUGAGGUAUGUCUUUGAAAUCUCAGUGGGACACUUACAUUUUCUAACAAAAUCUGAUUGAGACUAAGUCAGGCUAUUUUCAAAAAGAAAGAUUCCCUGAGUGAACCAGUUUUUAGUAUAACUUGUCUUGAGGACACUUAGUAACUCUCCUGGUACCAAUUACUGAGUACAAUACCUAGAAAAGCCACUCUAGAUCUUAGAUACUAAGCCCCAUGCAAGUUAUUAAAAUUGUAACCAUUUUGGAAAGUUACUUUUAAAAGAGCUUAGGGAAUUCCCUGGCGGUCCAGUGGUUAGAACUCGGCGCUUUCACUGCUGGGGCCUGGGUUCGAUCCCUGGUCAGGGAACUAAGAUCCCAUAAGCUGCGAGGCGCGGCCAAAAACAAAGAGCUUAAAGUGCAUUUUUCUUAGUUGUCUUAGAGGCUUCCUGUACAGUAGGAGUCUAUGCAGCUCCCAUGGUUUCUGAUAUUUAGGAAGCUAUGUUAAUUCCUGGAGGCCAUCUGGGAACUUAAUUUGAGGACCCUAAGAAAUUACUGUAGUUAAAUUUUAUAGAAGUCAUUCCACCAAGAAAAGAACCUUGUUUUUAGAGACAGGAGACCUGUGGGCUGGGAAACGGGUGCCUAGCAUCCCUAGGAGAGAUGGAGAAGCUACCUCACCCCCAGAGCAGUCACAAAGCACAGGGGUCGGGCUAUUUAGUAAUCACUGGACCUUUAUGUGACAAAGAAGGCACUCUGGUACUGUCUCUAACCUUGAUUCCAUUUGACCUAUUUAUAGCCUGCAUAUUCUAGCUUUGGGGGCCUUUUUUUCACUGACAUCAUGUAGACACUAUUUGACAAAACAGGUUUGUUUACAGAACAGAGGGUUUUGACAUUCUGCUGCCUCUAAUAAGCUCUCCUUUCUGCUUGGCUGAGAUCACUCAGAAGAAGAAAGAAGAAACCGUUGCCUUUUGCUGUCCAGUUAUUGGAAGCCAGGCCAUGCCACUCUUUCCAUCUGCUUUGGCUGUCUAUUUCCUACCACUGGACUUUAAGAUCCACUGGACUCUCUCUGCUGAGGACCCAUAACAAACUCCAGGACCAGGUAGUAUCCUUGACAUAUCACUCUGUGCAUAAGUAUUUCCCAUCCCCUCUCCCCCCACUCAGUAUUCCCAAGGAAAGCUAUUUCUAUUAUUGGUCCAUUUGAAGGAUUAUGAGUUAAUUACAUAAUAGAAUGUAUCCAUAGAGUUAUGCAUUUCAGCUAGAAAUCUACAUAUCUCUAGAAGCUCUACAAUCUGUUCUAAAGAACCUACAUCUCUAGAAAUCAUAGAGAUGUAUGGGAUAUUAAUUACUGAUUUUGUUUAUUCAGCAUGCAGUAGGAAGCAACCUACUGUAUACCAGGUGCCGUGUUAGAUGCUCAGGUUCUUGGUACAUGAAAUAGGUGGUGGUCCUUACUCUUAGAGAAGUCAGCUAAGUGGGUAGAAGGAUAGUGAGUACAUGCAUUAUAACACUGUCGAGGGCUGGAGAAGGAGCAAUAAUGGGCUCACAGAUCAUUUUCUAACUCAUGUCAUGUUGUACUGCCAAGGCAGUAAUAUCUGCCAUCAGUAGCCUGCUGGUAUUCUUGCUUUGUGCUCAGUCCUGUCCACAAUAGUGAAGGAGCAGCUUCAUUUCAAUUCUGUUUUCAGCAAAGUGGAUUCUACAAUUUCGAAGAUACAUUUUCCUAGUUCUCAUAUGGUUUUGUUCUUCUAGAGGUUGUUAGUAGAUGGUUGUUUCCCCUGUCAGUUCAGGCCAACAGCUUCCUACUUGACAAAAUACCAUCUCUGAGUUUUCUGGAAUACAAGGAAAUUCCAGCCUCUUUGUCAGAGGCCUCAGGAAGACACAAAAGACAAUGCUACAACUGCUGUCACCCAUUCCAGGGAGUCCAGAGUCAUGGUCUGGCUUCAUACUCUCUGGUCUCACAGAUACACUCAGUGGACUUUGGCCAGGGAGCAUCCCCCAAGUAAUGGGCGCAUUGAGGGAAUAAACCCCACCUUUCUAUUGCUGAGGAAUUUAGGCAAGCUGCUCAGGGAGAAUGACCCUCUAGAAGGGUGUGACCAAGUCGCUCCUUGGGUCUCCUCUCCAGGCCUUUUCUUUGCCUCUUUCAGUCAUCAACAUGAGACUGAUUGCCUGAAAAGACUUCUUGACAAACAAGUAGUAUUUGGUAACUGUUAUUUUUAUUUUUCAUCCCUACAGAAAUGAGAUCACAAGUCAUAUAUGGCUCUGCAUUUUUCAUGCAGAUCCUAUAGCCACUGAUUCUAAUUUUUAGAAUGUACCAAUUUUAUUAAUUUUUAUUUCUUCAGUAUUUUAUGGAUAUAUAUAUAUAUACACGUGGAUGUGAAUUGUAGUCUACUGCUUGUAGAUUUUAAAGUCUAUUUAGUCAGUGGUGAGUAGAACUUUAUUUUAGCUUUAAAAAUUUAAUCUUAUGAGAGGCCUGCUGACAUUUAUUUUAAAGUUGUUUUAUUCAGUUCCUUUUUUCUCUUGCACCCUGUGGAGUAUGUUUAUUGACUACAGAUGUUAAGCACUUUGCUAAGGAACAGAAAGCUGCAAGAUAGAAUAUGUACUUCACCUGAGUGGGUGCAUAGAAACCGGCCGUGUGUCUGAAUCUUUAAGAACUCAAGUGGAAGGUAUGCUUACAAGUUUAAAGGUCAGAAUCACAACAUACAGACUUGAAUUGGAAUGACUGCAAGAUAGUUUCAGGAUUAUAAAACUUCUAUGUAAAAGAAGUUAAUAAAAGGCGUAUUAAGAGACUAGGCCGUGGGAGAGCCGGAUGGAGGCAGCAAGAGCAUCGGGAGCCCUGGAGGGCAGUGAUCCCGCCGAGAGGGGCCGUUAGCUGCCACCUGGGAGACAGCAGAGGAGGUGGUGGCAAGAGGCCAGAUUCUGGAAACAUUUUCAAAGCAGUGACUGUUUCCUAUUAUCAUCUCUCCAAGAUUAUCCACAGUUCCACUUCUGACCAUGAUGGAAUAACAAGGACUGAACUGAACUUCCUGCCACAAACAACCAGAAAACUGGACAAAAUAUAUAAAGCAACUGUUUUCAGACAUUGGAAGACAGACAGCACAGGACUAUGAUGCCUGAGAAAAAGGGAGCAUAUGAGGUUGAAUGCCUCCCUAACUUUCUUUGUGGAGGCAAUUUCCAGAAUACUUGGAAAAUAAACCCAAACAGAGACUAGAGAUUAGCUGAGUUGAGGAGACAGAGACCAGCAUUCCCAGAGGCUGAGGGAGCUGAAUUUGAAGGACAGAGUUGUUUUUUUUUUUUUUAAAAAAAAAAAAAAAAGCACAGCUCCAUAAAUCUGAGUCUUUGCUAAAUGUUUGGCUGUGCAUACAUCGACUGAAAAUCCACACAGCCAAUCAAAGAAUAACCAGGGAGUUGCAAGCUAAAUGAUUCCCAGAAAUCACAGAGGAUGGGCAGACAUUUGAGCUCUGACCAGUCAGAAUGGGAAGUCCUCAGUGAAAACCUCUGAGCAGUCAUUACUUAGUAGUGGGGCAAAAUUGCCCCUGGAGUGAAGGCUACUCUAGUCUCUUCCUAGUACAGCUGAAACACAGUUUUCAAAGGAAUCAAAAUGAUCCAGAAAUAACUUAGCUGCCUAAAAACACCCAAAGCUCAACACUCCUUGAAGGGAGACAACAAAAUUCAGGCAGUCAACAAGGAUAACAUUUACACCGUCCACCAUUCAACAAAAAUUAGUAAACAUGGUAAAAUGCUCAUUUGCUCUUAAGACUUUAGGGAAAUACACUCACACACACACUCACAUAUAUAUUCCCCUGUUUAAAAGUGUGAUAGUCCCUGAUCCCUGACAUCUUAAAGUCACUUAAUCAUAGGAAUUAAGUCUAUGCCAUUUCGUGAAGAUAAUCCUAUUUAUCUUUGAGUUAAAAGCAUUCAGUAAAAUGGAGCUCACUUUCUCUCCUAUGACUUCCAUCACAACUGGUCAACUCUGUUUGUUUUAUGUUAAGUUAGAUCCACUACUGUCUGUAGAUUUGUACUCUGGUGUUCUGAAACAACAUAAAGUCCUCUUUCUCUUCUAACAAAACUGAGACUAGUUCUCAGGCCAUGUUUUUCUUAAGGUAAAUAUAUCCAACUCCUUCCAUUUCUUUCUGACAAGAUUCUUCUUAUCAUUUUUUGGAGGCUCUCUAGUUCCUCCAUGUUUCUUUUUAAAUUGCUGCCAUGUUAAAACUAGAAAAAACUUGUUCUACAAAGACUGGAAGUCCAAUAAGUCAUGGGAGUGUGAAAUACAUUUUCAUAUUGAUUUUGUCAACAAUAGUGUUAAAGGUAAUAAUCAUAUCUAAAAUGUAUUGAUCCCUUAAGCUAUGCCAGACACUAUGCUAAGUGCUUCAUAAGGAUUCCCUCAUUUUAUUCUAACAAAUCUAUGAGGUAGAUGCUAUUAUUAUCUUUGUUUCAUAAAUGAGAAAUUUGGACCAUUGAGAGGUUUAUAGAUGAACUAUUAUCACAGUAAUAUUGUAUAAUAAGCUACCCCAAAACUCAGUGGUUUAAAACAAUGCUUAUUUGUUAUCACACAUUUGUAGGUUGGCUGGAGUUGGGCUGAUCUAGGUUGGGCCCAUCUGGACAGCUCUGCAUCUCAUUGAAAGACUGGUUCAGGCAAUUCUGCUCCAUGUGCCUCUCAUUCUUCUCCUGGGACCCAAGAGCUAGCCAGGGUAUGUUCUUCUCAUGACAAUGACACAAGCUCAAGAGGGAAAGGAGAAAUGUGGGGUCUCUUAAGGCCUUGACUCUGAACCUGAUACACUGUCACUUCCAUACAUCCCAUUGGCCAAAGCAAGUCAUAUAGCUAAACUCAAAGGGCAAGGAAGGAUACUCCACAUAAGUCCAUAACAAGGGUGUGCGUGCAAGGAGGAGUGAAGAAUUAGGGCCAAUUAUUCAAUGUAGCACAAAAGGCUAAAUAAUACUUUCAAAGUCACACCUAUUGUAGGUAGCAGUCAGGGAUUGAAUUUGGCUGAAUGUAGCAGAAAACCUAAAUAAUGAGAUAGAGGUUUAUUUUCUCUGAUGUUAUGGGAAGUCUGGAGGUAGGCAGUCAAGAAGACUGAUACGGCUGCUCUGAGAUAUCACCAGGAACUCAGGCUCUUUUUUUAGAUUUUUGUUUCCUCACCCUUAAGCUGUGGUUCUCAUCUUCAUGUUCACAAUAAAGCUGCUGGAACUUCGGCCAGUACAUUCUCAUUUCAAGUACAAAGAAAAGGGAAGGAGAUAGACAUAAAUAUGAAAGGCCUUUCUCUGCCUCUCCAUCCAGUGAUUCCACUUACAUCUCAUUGGCCAGGACUAUGUCACAGGUCACCCCUAGCUGAAAGCGGGGGCUGUUGAGAUAUCUUUUUUUUUUUUCUUUCAGAAUAGAACAUUGUCAUUUACAACACAAUCAGUGUUGGUAAGGGAGAAGAACUUGUAUAUUAGGUAGGCAACUAGCAGUAUCAGACAUACUCAGGAAGUAUUUGUGCCAGGAUUUGCCCAUUAGUUUAAAAUUAUACCUAACAUGAUGGAAUUAUUCUUACCAGCUUAAAAAAUAUUUAAUGUUCUUUUUUCUUGUUUGUUUUUUUUGGCCAUGCCACGCAGCCUGCAGGAUCUUAGUUCCCCAACCAGGGAUUGAACCCGUGCCCCCUGCAGUGGAAGCAUGGAGUCUUAACCACUGGACCACCAGGGGAGUCCCCCAAAAUAUUUAAUAUUCUAACAUAAUAUAUGCUCAUGAAACACAUUUUGGUAGAUAUCUUAAAGUAUAAAGAAGAAAACAGCCAUGCUCUCAUUGCCUAGAUAUAACCGCUGUUAAAAUUUUGCUAUAUCACUUUCUUUUUUGUUGUGUUACUUUAUGUAUUUACAGUUUCCAAAUUGGGCUCAGUUUCUAUGAAUAGCUAGUCCUCUCAUUUUUUUUCUCUAUUUUGUUUUAUAGAUCAUAAGACUAUAUACUCAUUAUAGAAAAUCUAGAAAUUCAGAAAAGUAUAAAGGAAUAAAAAUAACUAACCCAUACUCAGAUAAUAAAGUAAUAAAUAAAAUAAAUAACUUAGAUCCACACACGGCUAAGGAUAUUGGUAAAUUGACUUACACACUUUUUAUAUAUUAUGUAUAUGAAUAUAGCUGAGGUCAUACUGUAUAUAUAUUUUGCAUUUGGCUAUUUAAAAAUAUAAGACAAACACCAGGUUUUUACUCACAUUUUAAAUGCCUGCCUAAUGUUUUACUUUAUCAACAUUCCUUAAAUCUCAGGUGUUUGUAUUUCCAGUGUUUUGCUAUUAUGUAUCUUGCUACUCUAAAAAUCUAUUUUUGCACAAGCUUCAUCCACAUUCUACAAAAAUUUUCUAGAAGGGGAAGAUAAAUAAUCCUUUUAUAGUAUGACUUGGGUAUUUUUUGUGUUGAUUCACUUCCUAAUAAUUUGUGAAUGUCCUUAAGUAAAGUUUAUUUGGUAUAUUUGCUUGCAAUUUGAGAAAAAUUACUGGCAGUAGCCUUUUUAAAAAUAAAACUUCGUUGUUUGAUGC